AUGGCGCAGAACACUGAUGCGAUUCCCAAGAGGCCGAGGGGGAUUCUGAAAAACUCCAGCUCCCAACACCACCUCCACGUCUCCUACGACGAGCACCACACGCCUACCCCGCCUCCCGUCGACACCAAGGAACUCACCCUGCAAAACACCCUCCAGAACGCGGGUCGCCGUCCCUCGUCGUCUUCCCGACGCACCUCUCUCGCAAGCUCUCACGGUCACCAUGACGACGCCUCGCCGCGUUUGAAGUGGGACGAGGCAAACCUGUACCUAGCCGAGCAGGAGAAAACGGCAAAGAUGAAGAUCGACGAGCCGAAGACCCCCUAUGCGCCGCACUAUGACCCUACCGAGGACGAGGAGGAGAUGAGACUCGCUGAGGCGCAGGACAGCCUGAUUAAUGCGCAAGGUGUUGUUGUCGACGAGCUGGACAGGAGCAAGAAGGGGUCGCAGAGGAAACCUUCCGAAGACGAUAUUCCCGAGUUGGAGCUUGGUGAGCCUGAGGAGUCGGUUGUGGAUGGUGGACAACUUGGUGAUAGUGAUCGAAUUAUGCGCUCGCGGAGUCUGAGUAAUGAGUCUCACCGCAGCGACAAGCAUGUUGUCGUUGGUGCGAAUGGGACUGGGGAGGAUGGGGAUGAGCUUCUCACGACUGAGGAAGCAAAGGAGAAGCAUCGGCAGUUUGAGAAGCAGCGGAGGAAGCACUAUGAGAUGCGAAAUAUCAAGGAGCUUCUAGCACAUCACGAGGAGGAUGAGAUGGAUGAAGACGAAGACGACUCAGGCGUGCCACCCCCGAUGCCUCGGAUUCCACAGCAGUUCAGCAACGGAGGCCAGUGA
Aspergillus calidoustus is the source of this 828-nucleotide messenger RNA. Lineage: Eukaryota; Fungi; Ascomycota; Eurotiomycetes; Eurotiales; Aspergillaceae. The record is from the annotation of a GenBank genome assembly.